Chlamydomonas reinhardtii is the source of this 3382-nucleotide messenger RNA. RefSeq lists its product as uncharacterized. The coding region runs from base 153 to 2297 and encodes 714 amino acids. The record is from RefSeq and is a predicted model, not a curated record. Lineage: Eukaryota; Viridiplantae; Chlorophyta; Chlorophyceae; Chlamydomonadales; Chlamydomonadaceae. The transcript is spliced from 7 exons.
GAUAAACUAUAAUGACCGAUAACGCUAUUUGAAAUAGCACGGUACAAAUGGCGAGCGUUGGUCGAGCUACGAACACGAGGUAUUCCAGCAAAGCCCCGCCUCCGUUAGAUGUAGGCAGCAACAACACUUCAACUCCAACGCAAAGCGCUAGAAUGCGCGUCGGGCCCUUUUACUCGGGUUUACGGGGGCAAGUCUGCCCGGAGUCGGAGUUGUCUAGCCCUGAAGCUGCGUUGGCGCCCGCGGACGACGACUUUGUGGCGCUAUCGCCGGUUUCAUCGACGGGUCCUAGCGGCUGGAGCAGCCUUCCUGCGCAUUUGCUUGAGGUUGUGUUCGCCAACCUUCGGGACUCCUCUACCGGGCGAUGGCCGUCGAGGAAGGUGCUGUUCGGCAUCUGUGGUGUGUGCCGGCUCUGGCGCCGCGUGGGCCACACCAUGUUCUUCUCCAACGUGUGGGGCAGCCACACCGACAUGAUCGUGCACCCCACGCAGCUGUUCACGCUGAGCCCGCAGCCGCGGCUGCACACCAGCGACAACCUGCUGCGCUGCUUCGUGCACCGCACGCCGCACCCGCCCGCCGGGCUGGGGCUGGGCCUGGCGCCGCGGCUGGGGCGCGGCUGGCGCUUCACCCUCUACCUGGGCUCAGACCACAGGGGCGUGGUGCACGGCGGCGGCAGCGGCGGCGGCCCAGGCGGCAGCUACGGCGGCGGCGGUGGCGGCGGCGGCGGCGGCAUUGGUAGCAGUAUUGGCGGCGGCGGCGGCGGCGGGUCGGCGGCUGGUCAGCAGCCGCAGAUGCUCAUGUCAGCGGUACAGACCAGCCGGCGGUGCUAUCAGCUCAUGCUGUGCAGGCCGGGCCCGGGUCCGGGGGCGGGGGCCGCGGGGCACUGGCAUGGGCAGGUCUGGGCGCGGCAGCAGCAGCACCAGCAGCAGCAUGCGCACGCAAGCAGCCCGGGCGGCGGAGCGGUUGAAGGGAAGGGCUCGCGCGGCGGAGCGGGAGGCGGGCACCGGGUAGGAAGCAGCAGCAGCGGCGGCGGCGGCGGCGGCGGCGGUGGGUCGGGCGUGGUGGCGACGCUUCGCAGCAACAUCCGCUGCAGUCACUACGAGCUUCUUCCGGAGUCGAGCUGCCCCUGGGCGCGGCGGCUGAUCAGUGUGGCUGGCUACCCGGUCAGCAGCCCGCCCAGCCCGCUGAUUGCGUUGGAGUAUCGGCUGCGGGUGCGCGGCAUCAUGCUGCCGCGCCGCAUGAAGGUGCAGGUGCCGGUGCCGCACUCGCUGCAGCGGGUCGUGCACAACCCCCUGUACGACAUGGCCGACACGGGCGGCGGCGGCGGCGGCAUGGGGCUGGAGGACCCGUACGGCGGCGUGUUUGGGGUGGGCGGCGAGUACGGCGGCGGCGGCAUGGGGCUGGGGUACGGAGGGGUUGGAGGGGUGGGAGCAGGAGGCGGCGUGUGGCCGGCGGUGUUUGCGGCGGGUGCUGGUGGAGCGGCGGGAGCUGGUGCUGGUGCGGGGGCGGCGGCGGUGAUGGCGCCGCCGCCGGGAGGUGGAGCGGCGGCGGGCGGCGGGGGAGCGGGUGCGGCGGUGGUGGGCGACGGCGGUGCGGCGGGUGAGGGCCUGAUGGACAACCUGGAGGACAUACUGGAAGGGGCGGUGCGGGCGGAGCCGCUGCUCUUUGCCAACAUGGUGGACGCGGCGGCGGUGCGCCCUGCGGACGAGGACGACGGCCCGCCGGCAGCGCAAGCCGGCGCCGGUGGCGGCGCGGCCGGCGGCGCUGGCGGCCACGGCGGCGGCGGCGGCCGGGGGCCCUCCCUCCGCCGCGCGCGCAGUGGCGGCAACACCUCAUGGGGCCUGGGCACCAUCCUGCGCCGCGGCUUUCUGCUUCGGCGGCCCACGUUUGGUGGCGGGGGUGCGGGCGGCGCGGGCAGCAUUCAGUGGUGGGGCCCUGGCUCGCCAGCGGCAGGGCGGCAGGGCACAGGGAUGGAGGAGGUCGGCGGCACCGUCGGCCGCGACUUGGGCUGGGCGGCUGCCAUCCCGCCGCCGGUGCCGUCGGUGCGGCUGCAGAACAAGGCGCCGCACUGGAACGAGGCGCUCAUGUGCUGGUGCCUGAACUUCCGCGGCCGCGUCAAGAUGGCAUCGGUCAAGAACUUCCAGCUCAUGUGCUCGGCGGACGGCGCCGGCCGCUGCGUCAUGCAGUUCGGCAAGGUGGAGGACGGCGUCUACAUCCUGGAUUUCAACCCCUGUGUGCUCACGGCCGCCCAGGCCUUCGCCGCGGCGCUGUCCACCUUUGAAACCAAGUACCUUCUGUGAGCAGCGGCAGCGGAGGAGAGGCGGCGCCAGCAGCAGCAGGCGCAGCAGCAGCCGCGAGAGGAGGCAGGGGUGGAGGGAGGAGGGAGCAGUGGCGUGCAAGCAUCCGAGCAACGUGGCACGUGUAUUCUACGGUCGUCGGAGGGUCCACGCGCAGGCUGGGGCGGCAGGCGGCAGAGCACGCAGUAGCAAGGGCGUUGAGUGCAUGGCCGAUGGCCGGGGUUGCACGAUGAUAGGUCUGCGAGUGAGUUGUACAACAAGUUGGCCGGGCGUGAGGCGGAGGGGCGUGUGGAUCGGCAGGAGCAUCGCUGUUGGAUAGCGCCAAGAACGCGCCUGAGUAGGGCUGUGGGAUACGGCGCGAGCCGUAGUAUGUUUUAUCACAUUACAAGAGGGGAAUAUUGCAUGACCGCUCCAACAUGUUGCGUGGGGCUGUAUAAUCCUGCCGUUGGCCUUAGUGAACGGCAAGGGCUUUGAACCGUACAUACACAGAUAAUGGUGGGGUUUCAGUAUAAGUUCAUUACUAUUAUUACGUUUCGCUACCGCGGCACACCUACGGCCGCAGGAGUGGGUCCGCUAAUGCAUUAGCAUAAUGGCGCAGGGCUCUCGAGGCUGGCCACUGACCAGAAGACGACUUGUGUGGACUGUUUGUUGCUUGUACGUGCAUUCGGUGUGCUGUGAUGUAUUGACGUGAGUGUGGAUGCGUGGUUGGUUGACUGGGAUUUGCUUCGGGGGGUUUACGCGGCAUGGCCGAGCGGGGCAGGUGCACGUGACGACGGGUGAGCGGGCCUGGUUCGGUCAGGCCCCGGGAGACGGUGGAAGUCGUGAGGCGCCGCUGGCAGCUGGUUUGCGCACCAGCAUACGGUGCCCGCCAGUGAGUAAGCAGUCCGCACGGUACGCUUGUUGGUGCAGGGGGGUUGAACGAUGUUGCACACGCGGUGGUGCAAGGGUUCGGUUGAUGAACUGCGGCUGUCAGAUGGAGUUGCGGCAUCCUCAUGUGAUUGCAGGUGUUGUCGGGGCAGCGCUGGGCGUACCCGCGUGAUGCAAACACACACACACUUGUAUGACUUGUUGAUGUCGAAUGCCUCAGC